Messenger RNA from Triticum aestivum (bread wheat), 1183 nucleotides. RefSeq names its product myb family transcription factor MPH1. Lineage: Eukaryota; Viridiplantae; Streptophyta; Magnoliopsida; Poales; Poaceae. The transcript has 4 exons. The record is from RefSeq and is a predicted model, not a curated record. Bases 210 to 968 code for a protein of 252 amino acids. Gene Ontology annotation, molecular function: DNA-binding transcription factor activity; DNA binding.
AAUAGUACUUGGGCUUCGAGUUCAUCAUUGUUUGGCCAAACCAAAACUCUCUCUCUCUCUCUCUCUCUCUCUCCCUACAUAUAUAUAUAUUGGAACUUGGAGAAGCAUCAUCAGCUCAGCUGUGUGUGUACCAGAAGCUUGGGUUCGAGAUCGGUCGGAUUGAGUUGAAGGCCGGGGUCUAGCUAGCUGCAGGGAGAGGACCAUAAAGCAUGAGAGGAUUUGAGAGGAGAGGCGUCCGGCAGUACAACCGGUCCGACGAGCCGCGGAUGCGGUGGACGGAGGAGCUGCACCGGCAGUUCAUCGAAGCUGUCAAUUGCCUCGGCGGCCAGGACGAGGCAACGCCGAAGCGUAUUCUUCAGCUGAUGGGCGCCAAGGGAGUCAGCAUAUCUCACGUCAAGAGCCAUCUCCAGAUGUACAGAUCAAGCUCUAGCAACUCCACCUGCAACGGUACACCCAAUGCGUCCGUGGAUCGCCGUGGAGACCAGCGUGUUGUUGACGGGCCAUGGAAUGGCCACAGGAACGGGAAUGGCAUGGGGGUGGCUUCGGAGAGGAUCGACGACGCUUCAUCUUACCCCGUGCCUUCCCAUGGCCACCGCUCGCCGGCGUACCAAAUACCGUCGAUCGAAGACGUUUUCAGGAGCUGGGAGCAGAGUAGAGGGCGGCUGCCGUGGAACUCCAGCAUGCCAUCAGAGAAGGCGACCGGCUGGGCAUGUCACGCUGACAGAAGCACACGUCAGAAGCAGCAGCAGCAGCAGCAGACGGCGGCGGGGUGUGACCUGACGCUGUCGAUUGGCCGGUGGGAGGCGGAGGCGGCGAGCAGUGAUGCUGACUUCUCGAGCAUGACCACCGAGGAGGCCGUCGCACCAGCAAGGGAUCGAGGAGCCGGCGAUCACCGUCGCUCCGCCUCCGUCACCGGCCUGGACCUCGACCUGAACCUCGACUUGGCCAUCUCAUCCUCUUGUCUGUGAUGUGAUCGAUACUCUCCCUGUGUAAAUAUAUAGAGCUGCAUGCAUCUUUGUAUAUGAAGUUACAUUAUAUAGCUAUCAUUGUACCAUAGAUCGUGUAGUGUGGUGGUAGUAAAUUUCUGAGGUUUCUUGCUAGCUAUAUGAGUUUAUUUGUAGACUGCCAUACUCACUAGGGGUUUCUACCGUUUUAGCGGUAUAUGCAUGCAUGAUUUCUUAUA